Messenger RNA from Elephantulus edwardii (Cape elephant shrew), 881 nucleotides. RefSeq names its product family with sequence similarity 96, member A (gene CIAO2A). The record is from RefSeq and is a predicted model, not a curated record. The coding region runs from base 25 to 507 and encodes 160 amino acids. NCBI's taxonomy places the organism in Eukaryota, Metazoa, Chordata, Mammalia, Macroscelidea, Macroscelididae. The transcript has 5 exons.
CACCAGGGAUGGCGGAGAGGGAGCAUGGAGCGUUUGUCCGAGCUGUUUUCCUGGAUGCUGAACAGAGUUCUUUGGCGCUCGGACCCCUUUGAGUGGGGAGGUGCCCGGCAGCCCCGGAACAUGGAAGAGAAAGCGCUAGAGGUUUAUGAUUUGAUUCGAACAAUCCGGGACCCAGAGAAACCCAAUACUUUAGAAGAACUGGAAGUAGUAACAGAAAGUUGUGUGGAAGUUCAAGAGAUUGGUGAAGAAGACUGCCUGGUUAUUAUCAGGUUCACGCCAACAGUACCUCAUUGCUCUUUAGCAACUCUUAUUGGGCUGUGCUUAAGAGUAAAACUUCAGCGGUGUUUACCAUUUAAACAUAAGUUGGAAAUCUACAUUUCUGAAGGAACCCACUCAACAGAAGAAGACAUUAACAAGCAGAUAAAUGACAAAGAACGAGUGGCAGCUGCAAUGGAGAACCCUAACUUACGUGAAAUUGUGGAACAGUGUGUCAUUGAACCUGAUUAGUAACUGCUUAAAGAGUCAUAGGACUGUAAUUAUUUGAUAUAUUUAAAUACUUUGUAGGAUGUACAGAACUCAUGUUUAAUAAUAUCAAGGUGAUUUGUACCCCAGAAGAUUUUUUUUAAGGAUUACUUUCAAACAAGAUUUAAUAAGGUAGUGCCUCGUCUGUUUAGUGGAUAACAUUCUCAGGAUUUAUAAUACAUCAUGAUCAGAGAGAGAUCUAUUUUUAGUUAUUAUGUGUAAGAUGAGUUGCUAUUUUUCUGAUGCCCAUUCUGAUAUACCUGUGUUUCAUGUCAAACAUCUACCAUGCCUGAAUGUAUUAAAUUUCUAAGUCAUUAUUCUGUUUAAAUAUAAAUAAACCAAGAUGAUGUCUUUUCAUG